AUUCACUGUAUUGGUUAGGGGCUGGAUCGGUCGGUGUUCGGAUCAGUGAUUAACGAUCUUGCGAUCGGUUGUGAUAGUGACUUCCCAGUGUCGAUCGAACCGUUGGGAUUGAUGGUAACGGGCAGCACUGUUCCUUAACCGGAGCUCUCAUCGUGUGUGGUUGAAUAAAUUUUAUUUGAAAAACUAACAUUCACUGUAGUGAUCUUAAAUGGAUGAGGUACGGUUCCUUGGGAUCGCGCUCUUGUGUGCGUUACUCGUGUUUGGUGGAAAUGGGACCGAGUUUGAGAAAGUAUUCGAAUGGAAGCAGAUGUCUUACCGUGACCUUCCAGAUCUAAGUAAAGCCAACACUCCAAUUUUAUUUCCUCGAGCGCAAGGAGAUACGGAGAAUGAAACGUUCCAGGCGUACGGUAACAUCCCGAUGGGUGCAACGCAUCACAAAAACCGUUUGUUCAUCACCAUACCGCGUCGAAGACCGGGCGUUCCGGCCACACUGAACGUGAUCGAUCUGACAAAAGUGUCGCGCGGUGAUCGUAGCCCACCCUUGCAAGCCUAUCCUACCUAUCCGAUCAAUGAGCUGCAGCCACAAUAUGCACCGGACUUGAGGCGGCUAGUUUCGGUGUAUCGCACCAAGGUGGAUGCCUGCGAACGGUUAUGGUUUGUCGAUACGGGCAUGCUAGAGUAUCCGAACAAUCGACGGCAGCUGCAACGUCCUCAGGUGUGGAUCAUCGAUCUGAAGCGUGAUCAGCUCGUGCAACGGUACACCGUUCCGGAAUCGAUCGUUCGGGAAGGGGUCGGUAUGGCCAGCAUCACCGUGGACGUAGAGCCAACCGAUUGUGCGGGAGCGUUCGCCUACAUUCCGGAUCUGGUGGCAAAUGCUAUCCACGUGUACAGUCUGCGGGACAACGAUAUGUGGUCGUUUAACCAUUCAUCGUUCGCGUACGAUCGAACUCGGACCACGUUUAAUGUGGCCGGCCAGAGGUUCGAGUGGGACGAUGGUGUGUUUUCGAUAGCGAUCGGACAGAAUGACACCGUCGCCCGGUCGAAGCUGGUCUACUACCAUCCAAUGGUCAGCACGACCGAGUUCGGGACGUUUACGAAUGUGCUGCAGAGCAAACGGAUCGCACAGUCCGGCUACUACGACGGAUUGUUCGAGGCGUUGGGUGAGCGGGGACCGAAUACGCAGUCCACCAUGCACCAUUACGAUCCACGCACCGGGGUACUGUUCUAUGCCGAGGUAAACCGGAACUCGAUCGGAUGCUGGAACACGAAUCAAAUCUUCGAUGCGGACAAUCACGCGGUCGUGCAUCUGGAUAACCGGGAGCUCAUCUAUCCGACCGAUUUGACGAGUGACUCCGACGGUAUGCUGUGGGUGUUGACAAACAGCUUGCCGGUAUGGAUCUAUUCGCGACUCAAUGAAAGUGAGUACAACUUCCGGUUAUGGCGACAGGAUCCAGCGGUGGCGAUCCGUGGUACAAAGUGUGAUAAUGUGGUUUAGAAAGUGUUCAAGUGUUUCUAAUGACUUUUAUUUGGUUUUAUGUAGAAGAAAGAAGGCAUGUGAAGGGAUAAAUUACAAAAUAAAAGAGAGAAUAAUAUAGCAUAGCAAUACACCAUAA
Molecule: messenger RNA, 1613 nt
Organism: Anopheles stephensi (Asian malaria mosquito)
Lineage: Eukaryota; Metazoa; Arthropoda; Insecta; Diptera; Culicidae
Product: L-dopachrome tautomerase yellow-f-like
Exons: 3
Coding region: 209-1495 (428 amino acids)
Cellular component (GO): extracellular region
Source: RefSeq, a predicted model, not a curated record